Molecule: messenger RNA, 2125 nt
Organism: Pelodiscus sinensis (Chinese soft-shelled turtle)
Lineage: Eukaryota; Metazoa; Chordata; Testudines; Trionychidae
Gene: TTC8
Product: tetratricopeptide repeat domain 8
Biological process (GO): non-motile cilium assembly
Cellular component (GO): BBSome; ciliary basal body; non-motile cilium
Molecular function (GO): protein binding
Source: RefSeq, a predicted model, not a curated record
CCGGCCCUGGGUCCCUGCCCCUGGCACGACGGGGCUGGAGAUGGAGCCGCUGUUGCAGGCCUGGAGCUGCUUCAGGAGGCGGAAGUUCCAGCUCUGCCCUGAUCUCUGCUCCCAGCUGCUGGAGAAAUCCCCCGGACACCAGGAGCCUGAUUCCGAAUUCACAGUUUCUCAGGCUGCUUGGAUUUUGAAAACACGAGCUCUAACAGAAAUGGUUUAUGUGGAUGAAAUUGACGUAGAUCAGGAGGGAAUAGCAGAGAUGAUGCUUGAUGAAAAUGCCAUUGCUCAAGUUGCACGCCCAGGAACUUCUUUGAAACUCCCUGGAACAAGUCAUGGUGGAGGUCCCACUCCAGCUGUUAGGCCAGUGACUCAGUCAGGAAGACCUAUUACAGGGUUUGUGCGACCAAGCACACAAAGUGGACGACCAGGCACUAUGGAACAGGCUAUAAGAACUCCUAGAACUGCUCAUACCGCUCGCCCAAUUACUAGUGCUUCUGGAAGAUAUGUAAGACUAGGAACGGCCUCUAUGCUCACAAAUCCAGAGGGUCCUUUCAUAAAUUUGUCCAGAUUGAAUUUAGCAAAAUAUGCUCAAAAACCAAAGUUAGCAAAGGCAUUGUUCGAAUAUAUUUUUCAUCAUGAAAAUGACGUUAAGAAUGCUUUAGAUCUGGCAGCACUUGCUACAGAGCAUGCACAGUACAAGGACUGGUGGUGGAAAGUUCAAAUUGGGAAAUGCUACUAUAGGUUAGGAUUGUACCGUGAAGCAGAAAAACAAUUUAAAUCAGCUCUCAAGCAACAAGACAUGGUAGAUACAAUAUUGUAUUUAGCAAAGGUGUAUUUUCGGUUGGAUCAGCCAUUGACAGCUUUACAUCUUUUCAAGCAAGGAUUAGAUCGAUUUCCGGGAGAAGUGACCCUUCUUUGUGGGAUUGCCAGAAUCUAUGAGGAAAUGAAUAACAUCCCCUUAGCUGCAGAAUACUACAGAGAAGUCCUAAAACAAGAUAACACUCAUGUGGAAGCCAUUGCAUGUAUUGGCAGUAACCACUUUUAUUCAGACCAACCUGAGAUAGCUCUGCGGUUUUACAGACGUCUUCUGCAGAUGGGUGUUUAUAACUGUCAACUAUUUAACAAUCUGGGCCUCUGUUGCUUCUAUGCCCAGCAGUAUGAUAUGACACUAACCUCCCUUGAACGUGCACUUUCUUUGGCUGAAAAUGAGGAGGAAGCAGCAGAUGUUUGGUAUAACUUGGGACAUGUGGCUGUGGGAAUAGGUGACCUGAACUUGGCUUACCAGUGUUUCAAGCUGACCCUAGCCAAUAAUAAUGACCACGCAGAGGCUUAUAACAACUUGGCUGUGCUAGAGAUGCGAAGGGGUCAUGUUGAGCAGGCAAGAGCAUUGCUGCAGACUGCAUCAUCAUUAGCACCUCAUAUGUAUGAGCCACAUUUCAAUUUUGCAGCACUCUCUGACCAGGUUGGAGAUCUCCAGAGGAGUUACAUAGCUGCUCAGAAGUCAAAAGAAGCAUUUCCAGACCAUGUUGAUACACAACAGCUCAUCAAACAAUUAAAACAGCACUUUGCCAUGCUUUGAUUAUUUGUUAUGUAAAACAAUUCACAUGAUUUUUACAUCAGAGAUACUAUGAAAAACAUUUUACAAAAUGUUAGGUAAAAUUAAAUGGGAACAACCCCUUCAUAGUAAAAGAUCUGUGCUUGGUCUGGGUAGCAGGAAAAGUUUUUAAAAAAUUGACUUGUAUCAUAGUAUACAAGACAUUUAAUUUUUUACAUGUGGUUAGAAUAUACACCAUAUUUAUUUAUAUAGAAUAAGAUAUUGCAACUAGCAGGACAUUGAAAUAGCUAUCUGAUAAUAGUGUUGGACAACUAUUCAGGGAGCAUUUUAUGGAUUUUUUUUCCUGAUGUUUUGGCAAAUAAAAUAAUUUUUUAAUGUUCCUCUGAGAGUGCAGCAUGGAGGCAAAAAAGUUUCAUGUCUGUCUUUUAAGCAUGGCUUUUAUACUGUACAUUCUUAUUGAAUAUUUGUGUAUUUAAUUCUUAUGAAUAUAGUUCAUUAAUAUGUUCCUUAUUAGUUGAAGCAGAAGCAUAUUCCUUUUUAUAUUCUGUUGAUGUAAAAUAAAUUUUAUGUCUG